UGAAGUCUUUAUAAGCACCUGUCUGUUGGCUUAUCAUUACCAGUUCGUUUUUGGAAUUCGUGCCGAAAGAAAUUAGAUUAGGAUUUCCCGCAUUUUAAAUUUAAGUUUAGGGUGAAAUCAGGCGAAAUGAUUAGAGUGAAAAUUAGUGUCUUAUGUGUGUUCGGGAUCCUGUUUCAAAGCCGUGAUUGUUUCGGUGCCUCAUAUUUCCAAUCCUCGAUGCUGUAUCCAACUGAAGCAAAUGGUAUUCACAAUCAACUUAGCACGAAAUGGAAUACCGGUGUACCAUAUUUUCUUUUCAAAAGCAUGACACAAACUGUUAUGGACGACUCAAGAUAUACACCGGGGCGAUCUGUUGGAGUUCAGUUUGAUCAGCAAGUGGAGUCGCCCAAAAAGGAUGAGCCGGCGACCAAUUUUAGCCAGUCAGUUUUGUUACUACAAAAGCUGAGAAAUUUUGUGAUUGCAGCCAAAAACACUCUGUUAGAAGAUAAUGAACCAGAAAAUUCAAUUUCGGAGUAUCCCCGUGGACUGCGAGACGUGAAAGUAAAAAAAAAAUUUAAGAAGUUCCUGCUGCCCCUACUCAUAGCGUACAAGCUGAAGUUCCUGACUCUGAUCCCAGUCCUUCUCGGUGGUCUACUACUGCUUGCCGGUUCCACAGGGUUGGCCGGAUUUUUCUUCGCCCUUUUUGCUGCUGUGAUGAGUCUUAAAGGUGAUGGAAAAUACUAAGUUUGGAUGCUACAGCUUCUAUCGAAGGACACAAAACUAUACCUUUUGACAAUACGCAAAUAAAUAAUUG
This is a messenger RNA of Hermetia illucens (black soldier fly), 793 nucleotides long. RefSeq lists its product as uncharacterized. The record is from RefSeq and is a predicted model, not a curated record. NCBI's taxonomy places the organism in Eukaryota, Metazoa, Arthropoda, Insecta, Diptera, Stratiomyidae. The coding region runs from base 127 to 723 and encodes 198 amino acids. The transcript has 2 exons.